GAUGUGUUGCUCCUCAUGAACAAGAAUAUGGAUAUUCUGGAGAUAGCAAUUAAGUAAGCAUCUCAGCAGGGUGCUUGAAUCAUUGUGACUCUAGAAGAUGCACUUUAUGGAUGGCAAUUUACCAGAGAGAGCAUUUUCCCUUACAUGGAGGAUAUCCCAGACCCUCAGGUGGAUUGGAUUCCAUGUCAAGACCCAUUUAGAUUUGGUCACACACCAGUACAAGGAAGACUCAGCUGGCUGGCCAAGAACAGCUCUAUCUAUGUCUUGGCAAACAUGGGGGACAAAAAGCCAUGUAAUUCCUACAGAUGUCCUCCUAAUGGCUACUAUCAAUACAAUACCAGCGUGGUGUACAACUCAGAAGAACUGGUGGCAUGGUACCAUACGUACCAUCUCUACUUGCAGCCUCAGUUUGAUGUCCCUGAGAAGCCAUAGCUGGUGAUUUUCAACACCACAUUUGGAAAGUUUGGCAUUUUCACAUGCUUUGAUAUAUUCUUCCAUGACCCUGCUGUGACCCUGGUGAAAGAGCUUUAAGUGGACACCAUACUGUUCCCCAUGGCUUGGAUGAAUGUAUUGCUCCUUUUGACAGCCAUUGAAUUCCAUUCAGCAUGUGCAUUGGGAAUGAGAAUGAAUCUUCUUGCAUCUAACCUGCAUCAUGCCAGCCUAAAUAUGACAGGGAGUGGUAUCUACGCACCACAGUCUCCCAAAGUGUACCAUUACGAUAUGGAAACAGGAUUGGGAAAGAUGCUCCUUGCAGAGUUGGACUCAGAUCCUCCCACCUCUCCUGAAUACCUAGCAGCUGUGACUUGGAGUGCCUAUGCUACCACUAUCAAACCAUUCCCAGUACAAAAGAAACAUUUUGGUGGAUUUAUUUACUGGGAUCAAUUCAAUUUCACAGGACUUUUUGAAAAUGCAGAAAAUUUUACAGUCUGUCAAAAAGAAUUAUGUUGUCAUUUAAGCUAUAGAAUGUUAGGAAAAGAUGAUCAUGAAGUUUAUGUUCUGGGAGAUUUUGAAGGACUUCAUGGCUCAAGAAGAGAGUAUUGGGAGGGAGGCACAAUGCUGAAGUGAAAAACUACUAAUCUGACAACUUGUGGGCAGCCGGUAGAAACUGCCUCUACGACCUUUGAAAUGUUCUCCCUCAGUGGUACAUUUGAAACAGAAAAUGUUUUUCCUGAACUGCUGCUUUCUAAAAUUCAUCUGUCACCUGGAAAAAUUGAGGUGCUAGAAGACGGUCAUUUGAUGAACAAGAAUGGACCAUCUGGGCCUAUCCUCGCAGUAUCUCUGUUUGGGAGACGGUACACAAAGGACUCACUUUCCAACCCAUGUAUGACUAACAAUCCAGCAAUAAUUUAUCUGCCGAUAUACACAUUAUUAGUGAUUUUAAAAAUAUUGUAA
Nannospalax galili (Upper Galilee mountains blind mole rat) is the source of this 1392-nucleotide messenger RNA. Its product is annotated as vascular non-inflammatory molecule 2. The record is from RefSeq and is a predicted model, not a curated record. Lineage: Eukaryota; Metazoa; Chordata; Mammalia; Rodentia; Spalacidae. Gene Ontology annotation, molecular function: hydrolase activity, acting on carbon-nitrogen (but not peptide) bonds, in linear amides.